AGAAGCUAGUAGUAACAAGUGCCACGCUGGUAGAAACAGGUGCCUUACUAGUAGUAACAAGAAGCUAUUAUUUUAAUUUGGAGCGUCAUGGCAUCCUGUGGGGAUUAUCAGCUCUACCGCUUUCACCUGGGCACUGCAGUGACCAUUCCACGUGAAGACGCGGACGAAGACGCGACAGACGCGAAGUUGACUUCGUUCGACGACCCACAAGACGAAGUGCCUUUCGAAGCUGAUGUACACCGCAUCUCAGAUCAGUAUAUUUUUGAGACUGUUGCGGAGUGCAUGCCGAGUUUGUCACGGGUGAGCAGCGUCCCCGAUUUCUUGGAUUUUUUCGAAGAAUUCUCCGGGGACAAAGAGGCUACAACAAAGUUUGUGGUGGCGAUUGCGGCUUUCUUUGGUGGGAACUUGAUUGCUCGAGGGCAGUGGCAAGAACUUUUGACCUUUAUCAUUGCCUUCCUGGUGGUCUUUGUUUUUCAUUUGCCUUUUCUGGCCAGAACCACGUCUUUGGUAUUGGUGUGCUACUGUGUGAAUUCAUUGAAGACUGAUGGAGUAUCAGUGGAAUGGGCAGUGACGGUGGCAGUUGUGAUUUUCUUAGCAGUGUUGGCAGUGAUGCUGAUUCGGAUGGCCUCCAAACAAGACCCUCGCAGCUACGUGUUGCUUCCAUUUCACAUGGCGAUGGCACUGAAGGAAGAGAACGGGAAAGAGACGGAGACGACGACUUCCGUGUCCAUUUGGAAUCAUCUUCAUAUGGAUGUGAAGGUCCUUUGCUUCAAUCCCACUGACCGCGUGCAGUUUAUUCCAAAGGGUGGUUUGCUGCCAUCCAAUUCCGUAGUUCGACGAGGUCAGCGGAUCCAACUGAAGGACAAGACCGCUACUCCGUACAGAGGGCCUUUGACGGUGAAGAUCUUCGCACCCUUCGAAACCGAGCUGGGCACGUGGAGCUCACUGACGGGGACAUGGAUCUUGCGUGCGACUGCGCCUCCGGUGAUUCUCAGCCGUCAUCCGAGGCCACUUUUCAAAAACAUGAGCGAAGAUAGUGUGGUGGUGGUGAUCAGUGAGUGGGACUGGACAUGCAGCCUGUGGCUUCCUUUGUCUCAGAUCUUUGCUCGACUUUGGCAUGGCUCGACCUUGGCUUCGCUGAGGAGCACUUCUCCGUGCCGCACGUUGGACUGUGAAAAGCUCGUGUCCAGCUUUUGGAGUAGCCCAGCUAGCUGCCCAGCUAGCUCCACACGGAGCGGAGCAUCCCGCUGUUGUGUGGUGAAAUCCAACUCUCACAUCCCGCUGCGUCAGAGCGGGUCCCGACCAUCCCGCUACGUCCUGAGAGUCUACAGCGGUUUGGUGGGUUCCUUGGGACUUUGGGGUGGUUUCAUCGAAAGAGCCUGUUGCAUCUUGGAGCCUGGAGAAGACGUCGAGUAUGAAGGAAUCACGUCCUGGUCCAGCUUCAACUCGAACCGGAAGAGUGGUGAGAAUCGUAUUCUCGAUCUUUCAGCGGUUUCAUCUCUUCUCUCUUCGAGCGGUCAAAAAGACGACAUUGCUCCGUUCGUCGCGCCCUUUAAACACGUCACGGCGACAAGACCGAGUUAA
This is a messenger RNA of Durusdinium trenchii, 1584 nucleotides long. The record is from the annotation of a GenBank genome assembly. NCBI's taxonomy places the organism in Eukaryota, Dinophyceae, Suessiales, Symbiodiniaceae.